This is a messenger RNA of Alternaria conjuncta, 1317 nucleotides long. RefSeq lists its product as uncharacterized. NCBI's taxonomy places the organism in Eukaryota, Fungi, Ascomycota, Dothideomycetes, Pleosporales, Pleosporaceae. The record is from RefSeq and is a predicted model, not a curated record. The coding region runs from base 1 to 1317 and encodes 438 amino acids. The transcript has a single exon.
AUGGCUUCUUUUCGCUUCCUCGAUCUCCCCCGCGAGAUUCGCGACAAGAUAUAUGGCAUCCUACUAUGCACAUUCCCACGUCCCGAGUCUGUUACGCACGGCACCAUGCUGUCUAAGAAAGACUUCAGUCCAAGUAUCCUCCGCGCUAAUAAGCAAAUUUACGCCGAAAGCUACGACGCCAUGAUCAAGGGGAACCGGUUCCUGCUCGUGUCUUCGACUGGCGGUCUACAUUUCGCCUACAUGCUCAAGGCGAAUUCCGUGCCAACGCUAGCUUUCGACUUGGACAAUGGCACCAAGACGAAGAAGAAGAGUGGGAACAAGGUCAUUAAGCCCAUCACCCAACGUUUCCGAGGCUACGCCAUGCAUGUCACAAUUGGGAACAGCAACCCUCGAUGGAGGAAGGAGUUGCCACCUUCAGAGCUGUUGGAGCCUUGCAACGUUAUCAUGCUGUUUCGGGACGUCAAGCUCCUCUGCGAGGCUAUCAAAGGAGGCGACGAUCGCCUAGAAGACUACAAGAGUCUUGUUACCUUGGAUUUCGAACUUGCACCGGUGCUCAAGCGUCCACCAUACCAGCUCGAGGGCCCAACGGACUACUUCUCUUCUUCCAAAACCCAGGAGGAGCUGUUGAAGCCUUUCCGCCAGAGCUUCCGCGACAUGCCACGAGUCACCAUUGGUGGUACUGUCGAGGAAUUACUUGCUACGUCAGCCAAAGAAGACUUCGCACGCAGCAAAUUCCAUGAUCUUGACGCUGUCAUUUCAUCAUGGACCGAGAGAAAAGCCGAGGGUACACAGCUGUUCAAACAAGGCGACGGUGGCUGCCUGAAACUUUGGGCUGGGGUCAGAGACGAGAUCGAUGAAGCCCACAAGUCAGACACAUGGAAGCGUCUGGUCGAAGAAGGCGACCCUUCAGUUGUAGCAAAGGUUGCCGAGCUCUACUACACCACGAACCUCAACAUCGUAGCCAUCGGACUCAAAUGGCUAGAAGAAGGAGAUCGCGAGGUCCUGCCCGGCAUUCAGAAGUCCUACGGAGAGGUGAAAAGUAGCACCGAGGAAGGAUACUGGGGCGUCGCGCACUCAUGGAAACCUUCGCCGGCGCAGGAGAUGAGGAGUACGUUUCGAUACGCCAAAUUUCUGAGGCUUUGGGGAGAGUCGAGCUUGGUUCCGUUUGCGCUUGCGACCAUCGACAUGCUGGCUACCCGUAAUCCUGAUGAUGCCGCGAUUCUUGAAGAGCAGCGCAAGAUUAAGGCUUGGAAGCGCAGCGUGGGGCCUAUUGACGAUAGCGCGUUCAAUGCUAUGAUGAGCGGUCUCAACACGUGA